Penicillium riverlandense is the source of this 1800-nucleotide messenger RNA. It is a transcript of the gene ilv3C, whose product is annotated as putative dihydroxy-acid dehydratase. The transcript is spliced from 3 exons. Gene Ontology annotation, molecular function: hydro-lyase activity. The record is from RefSeq and is a predicted model, not a curated record. Lineage: Eukaryota; Fungi; Ascomycota; Eurotiomycetes; Eurotiales; Aspergillaceae. The coding region runs from base 1 to 1800 and encodes 599 amino acids.
AUGCAGAACAACACCGACCCAGAACCGGUCAACUCCGACUACGAUCUCACCAAGCCCAUAACGUCCACCUCCGGACUCCGCCAAGGUCUCACCUCGUACGGAGAUGCACAUUUCUCGCUGUUUCUUCGCAAAGUUUUCAUCAAGGCACUGGGCUAUUCGGAAGAUGCUCUCUCACGACCGAUCGUGGGGAUUAUCAACACCUUCUCGGGGUUUAAUCCCUGUCACGCCAAUGUGCCCCAGUUGAUCGAGGCUGCGAAGCGCGGCGUGCAGCUUAAUGGGGGAUUGGCGGUCGAGUUUCCUACUAUCAGUGUCCAUGAGUCGUUCUCGCAUCCGACAAGCAUGUUUCUGAGGAAUCUCAUGAGUAUGGAUACUGAGGAGAUGAUUCGGGCGCAGCCGUUGGAUGCCUGUAUUAUGAUUGGAGGCUGUGACAAAACCGUGCCAGCACAGCUGAUGGGCGGUAUCUCAGCCAACAAACCAAUCCUGCCUUUGAUUACCGGCCCCAUGCUGCCGGGCAGUAAUCGCGGACAGAGAAUUGGGGCGUGCACCGACUGCCGCAACAACUGGGCGGCGUUUCGAGCGGGCGAGAUUGAUCUCGAGGAGAUCUCGGCCAUCAAUGAGGAGCUUGCUCCGACGAUUGGAACGUGCGGCGUCAUGGGCACGGCCAGCACGAUGGCAUGCGUGACUGCCGCACUGGGUAUGAUGCCUCUCCGAGGCGCAUCCGCCCCGGCUGUAUCUUCUGCACGGCUGCGAAUCGCCGAAGAGACGGGGGCAAACGCAGUGGCACUGGCCAAAGCUGCUAGGAAGCCACAGGAUAUGUUGACGAAGGAGUCCUUCCUCAACGCCAUCACAGUCCUCCAAGCCAUCGGAGGUUCGACCAAUGCCGUGGUCCAUAUACUGGCUAUCGCAAAUAGACAUCCUGCUCUCGAUGGCGUGAUCACACUGCAGACCAUUGAGGAAGUAGGCCGCAAGACACCGUUACUGGUAGAUCUCAAGCCGAGCGGGGAUAACUAUAUGGACGACUUCCACAACUCCGGAGGUAUGCUGCGACUGUUGCAUGAGCUUCGACCGCUCUUACACCUAUCAGCCAUGACAAUCACUGGGCAGACGCUGGGCGAAGUAUUGGACGCAUCUCAGUCCAAGAGGCCGUCCUUUGCUCAAACGAUCAUCCGGCCGCUUUCCGAUCCUCUCUUCCCUUCGUCAUCUCUCGUUGUGCUCCAGGGCAACCUUGCACCUGAUGGAGCGGUCACCAAAGCAUCUGCAUCAAAGUAUCGAUCAUUGCUUUCUCAUACCGGGCCCGCGGUAGUAUUCGAGAAUGCCGCGGACAUGGCGCAACGAAUUGACGAUCCGAAUCUGGCAGUGACCAAGGACUCUGUGCUCGUUUUAAGAGGGAUUGGACCCGUGGGUAAUCCCGGUAUGCCCGAGGCCGGAAUGAUUCCCAUUCCCAAAAAAUUGGCCGGCGCGGGAGUGAAAGAUAUGCUGCGGCUGUCUGAUGGGCGAAUGUCCGGCACGGCGGGAGGAACCAUCAUCCUGCACAUCUCGCCCGAGGCUGCGUUGCCGGAAUCUCCCUUUGGGAUUGUUGAGACGGGCGAUUUGAUCACCUGUGAGAUCGAAAGUCGUAGAUUACAUUUGGAUGUGCCCGACCAGGUCAUCCAGACUCGGAUUCAGGCGCGUAAACAGAGACUGGCGGGAGAGGUAGAGCAGCGAGAGCGGCGACGAGGAUACCGGGGCCUGUACGAGCGCAGUGUCAACCAAGCGCAGGACGGGGCCGACUUUGAUUUCCUGACUGCAAAAGGUGUAUAG